UAUCAUUACCUGUUCUAAAAUACAUCGUUGCGUAUCACGAGAGGAGAAAAUGCCAGUUCGCGCUAACGUCCAUCCCUUAGGCAGCGUCAUUAUGACGAGGUAGCGAGUGAUCCCGGGGGUCUCCCUUAACAAAGAUAAAACUAGAUCGGGGCCAUGGGGUCGUGCUGCACGUCGCUCUCAUCCGAGUCGACACUAAAUUCUGGCAUAAUAUCUCACGAAACAGCAUACAAAUGGUUGACGAGAAGCUCGGACGAGCCCUUUCCCGAGACGGCCGUCACCGGUGGCCGAGACAUCGACGGUGCCACGAUCUACGUCGGCCGCGCCUACCAUGAUGGCGACAUGAUACCGGCCAAGGUCAUACCCGAGAGGAACGUCGCUUACGUGGCGCACGGCGGCCAAGAGCACGCCAAACGCAACUUCGAGGUUCUCGUCCGCGGAGAAUUCGGAUGGGAAUUCUGCAGUAACGGCUCGGUUCCCGCAGAUGCGGUUGUCGCCGGUCACACAAGCGAUGGAGAACCACUGUACGUCGGACGUGUACUUCACAAUGGCUCUCAAACCGUUGGCAAGGUACAACAAAGCCAUGGUUGCCUCUACAUUCCCUUUGACGGCGAGGAGUUGUCUUUUAAAGAUUACGAGGUUCUCGUUAUGCAUUGAUCAUCGAACGAGCGCGCGCGCCACAUACACAGGCGC
Messenger RNA from Ceratosolen solmsi marchali, 690 nucleotides. Its product is annotated as natterin-3. The transcript is spliced from 4 exons. Bases 154 to 654 code for a protein of 166 amino acids. The record is from RefSeq and is a predicted model, not a curated record. Lineage: Eukaryota; Metazoa; Arthropoda; Insecta; Hymenoptera; Agaonidae.